Messenger RNA from Carcharodon carcharias (great white shark), 1071 nucleotides. It is a transcript of the gene ccdc85a, whose product is annotated as coiled-coil domain containing 85A. The transcript has a single exon. The coding region runs from base 1 to 1071 and encodes 356 amino acids. The record is from RefSeq and is a predicted model, not a curated record. NCBI's taxonomy places the organism in Eukaryota, Metazoa, Chordata, Chondrichthyes, Lamniformes, Lamnidae.
AUGACUAAAAACGCGGAAGGCUCGAGGGAGGAGCUGUCUAAAAUCGCGGACGAAGAGCUGAUGAAGUGGAGCAAGGAGGAGCUGGUGAGGAGACUCCGAAGAUCGGAUGCCGAGAAGAUGACGGUGAUGAUCGAUCACAGUAACCUGAUCAAAGAGGUGAACCGGCGGCUGCAGGUCCAUCUGACCGAGAUCCGAGGGCUCAAAGAGGUCAACCAGAAACUGCAGGAGGACAACCAGGAGCUCCGGGACCUCUGCUGCUUCCUGGACGAUGACAGGCAGAAAGGCAAGAAGGUGUCCCGGGAAUGGCAGCGGCUGGGCAGGUACACUGCGGGAGUGAUGCGCAAAGAAGUUGCCCUGUACUUGCAGAAAAUGAAGGAGCUGGAGGUGAGGCAGGACGAGGUGGUGAAGGAGAAUUUGGAGCUGAAGGAGAUGUGCCUGAUGCUGGACGAGGACAAGAGCGCCGGCGCCGGCAGUCGCAGCUCCAUAGACAGUCAGUCGAGCCUGCUCCACCUGAACGCCACAAGUGGUUUGAGGGACGUUGGGGACGGGAGCAGCACCUCGAGCACAGGGAGCACAGACAGCCCUGACCACCACAAACAGUUAGCGGGAGGUAGCCCCGAGCACCUCCAGAAACACCGGGCUGCGAGCGGGGGCAGCCCCGAGCACCUCCAAAAGCCCCGAGGCGGCAGCCCCGAGCACCAGAAGCACAUCCUGAGCACCGGGAGCCCCGAGCUUCUGCCAAAGCACAUGGUCAGCUCCAGCCCCGAGCACCCAAAGCACAUGAUGAUUGGCACUCCGACUCCGGAGCAUCUGCAGCAGCACAGAGGUGGCAGCCCCGAGCGCCUUAAGCAACACUACGGUGGCAGUCCGGAGCAUCUUAAACACCUGGGCGGCAGCAGCAGCGGCAGCAGCAGCAGGGAAGGAACUCUGCGGAGACCAUCGGCAGCAGCAGCAGACGAGCUUUCGCCUCAUCACAGAAGUGUGUACAAUGGGAUGAAUGGUGGGUUGGUUGACCUACUGAAACCACAGGUGUUUUUGCAGAGACUACAAGCACAUAGCCACAAUAUCUGA